ACUGAAUCCCUCCAGAAUGACAUAUUAUUGACUAUUUUACUUUUCGUUUUGUAUUUUAGAUUAUUUUAUUUAUUUAUUUAUGUUAUCUAGUAAUUUAAUAGGUAUAAACUUGGAUUUACUAUUUAUAUUGGAUAUCACACAAUCACGGAUGCAAGAACAUGGAUACAGAUGCAUUUCCUUAUCGUAUUAUCGGAGUAUAAAAGGAAAAAGAAGGCUUCAUAACGAGAUUUGAACAUCUUUAACCGGAUUUUAUCUACACGAGCAAAAUGGAUGAACUAAAGAAAACAACCGAUGAGGAAGAUUCAAAAAAAUGGUGGGCAGGUAGAUCUUCCAAAGCAACACACAAAUGUGGAAUAAAAUUUAAACCACAACCAAUUUCUAAAAUAUCGGUCCUUGACACUUUGAUGUUAAAAAGAAAGCACAGAAACCCACCCAAUUAUGAAUUAACAAAGAAAAAUAAAGUGAGAGGUAUAAAUGUGGCAACAUUAAACAAUAAACGAAAUAUACCAUCACUAAGUAAUAUCAUUGGUAAUUCUGGAAAAACUUCAAAACUUCUUAAUAGAGAUAGGCUACUUUAUGAAAUCAAAGAACGCAAUUUUGGAAGUAAAUUAUUUAAAAGUAACCAAGAAAAAAGAUAUGGCCACAAUAACAAAGAGUCACAUGAAAACAUUUAUGAAAAAUACAAGAAACAAUCUAUACGUGAAGAAAGAAAGGUAUUAAGAAAAGAUUCAAGCAAAAUCAACAAACAAAAGAUAAUAUUUCAAUGCCCAAGCAAAGCCAAGUUUCCUAAAACAUUAUCUAAUCAUUUCUAUAAAAAAUACUACACCUACAGAAGUACUACUGCGCCAACAAAAAUGGAUACAAACCAAAAUAAACCAGCUAACAUAAAGUCUAACAAAAUGUUUGCUAAACAAUCAGAAUAUCUAAACGAGUCGUAUGAAUCCACUUCUUCACACAAGUGCUUUAAAAAUAAAAGUAAAGACAGAGAUAAAUUAAAAUAUUCAAAGAUUUUUUCAAACUCGGCUAUACGACAAUUUUAUGCUUUUGGAAAGUUGAGGAAGGACAUGGAUAAGAAAAUAGAAAAACCAAAGAGAUCUUCCAAACUACUCUUAGGAAGUGCAAGUUCUUAUAUGACAAAAAGUUUGCGUGAUGACUAUUCUGUAAAGACUGAAAAACAUCUGAAAUCUAUUGACAUCGUCUCUAAAUGGAAAACAUUACAAGAACAGCAGUCUUUAGAAUCAAAUUCUAAAGUAAAGUUGGCAAGGGCCAGUAAUCGUAUACUGCCUACUACAUACAAAAUGUGUUCUAACUCAACACAAAGUAAAUAUUUCCCAAAGAGGUCAAACAAACAAUCAGCAUCACUUAAAAGGUUAGUGAAAAUUCCAGCAACGACUGUGAUGAAAGUAGAAGUAAAAAAAACUCACCCAGAAAAUGUGGAUUGUGUUUGUUGCACAUGCCCAUCUCGGCACUACCCACCAGAAAAGGGUGAUGGUACUGCGGCAGAAACCGCCACUGAAAUGGAUGGUGACAACCUAAAUAUAACUAAGAAAUCGGUAUGUGUCGAUACGAAGAGGAGACAUAAAAAAGGCGUUAAAGACACGUCAGCUACUACUGCAGAUGGUCCUCCAGCAACAAAAUCUACGGGAGCUGGACCAGCACCACCACAAGCAAUGAAAUCUGCUUUCCAUCUAAAAAAGUAUAAAAGAGAUGAACUGAGAAAAAAGAAAAUAAAAUUUGAAAAGACACCUCCAACUUUAAAAGAAAUUAAAAACAUGACGGAACAACAAAUCAAAAUUAAGUUUAAAGCCCCUUAUAUAGAGCGUGAAGAGGCACCAGAGGCUGAUGCUGAAGAGUUUCGUCGAUCAGUGAGGGAUAAAAAAAAACUGAGUGAACUUUACCCUUGGCUGGAAAAUCCAACCGUGACGACAUCAGAGGCAUGCGCCCACGUUUGCUGUAGAUGCCCUGAUCCAUAUGAAGGUAUGACAAAAAUGGGAGCUUAUCCAGAACCGGGGGUUCCAUUUGGAGGUGGAUGGGGAUCCUAUGGGUUUGGAGCUGGGGCACCGGGAGAGCCAGGUGCACCGGGAGCUGAAAGACCACAGAUAGCACCACAAGAAUUGCCAACAAAAGGAGCAUAUGCACCAGGCGGUAUGUAUGGACCACCAUUAUCAUAUGGAGCCAAAGGAAAGUUCCCACCGGCGGGAGAUUGGCAAACGCAAAUGGGAGCAAAAGCACUGCCGGCGGGUUGGCCUCCACCGGGCUGGGUGCCGCCAGGGUGGGUCCCGCCUCCAGGACAAACCCCACCGCCGUGGAGAGCCCCCCCGGGAUGGAAACCUCCAAUGGGGUGGACACCACCACCUGGAUCUAGGCCACCUGAGGGAUGGGAAAAACCCAAAGAUUGGCCUCCAAUAGACGGAUCAAUACCAAAACCUCCAACUAUUGGACGAAUACCACCAGAUGGUUGGGUGCCACCCGGAUGGAAACCUCCGCCAGAUCAAAAAGUUGUGAAAUGGGAUCCGCCUGAGAAUUGGGUACCUCCUCCUGGUUGGACACCGCCUCCAGGAUCGACACCACCGAAGGAAUUCAUGCCUCCAGAAGGGUGGGUUCCUCCUGGGUGGAAAUCACCACCAGGAAUAAAAGUGCCUGUAGAAUGGACGCCACCUCCUAAUUGGAUACCACCGCCUGGUUGGACGCCGCCAAAGGGUGCUAUACCACCCCCGGGAUACCUACCACCAGCGGGAAGUAAGCCACCUCCGGAGUUCUAUCCCCCCGAGGGCUGGGUGCCUCCUGGUUGGAAACCUUCACCGGCAUACAACCCUCCUCCAAAAUGGCUGCCACCACCAAUGUGGCUACCACCACCAGACUGGAAGCCACCACCUGGAAGCCUGCCACCGAAGAAAUGGAUGCCACCGAAAAAAUGGGUCCCGCCUGGUUGGACACCAAGGCCGGGCAUGAAAGUAAAACAAUGGAAUCCUCCACCACUAUGGUUUCCACCAAAUCGAUGGAAACCCCCAGCAGGAGCGAAACCUCCGCCGGUCACUGUAAUACCUCCGCUAUGGGAGCCACCAGAGAAAUACCAACCACCAGUAGAUUACUUGCAACCUGCUCCCAAAGGGUUUUACUACGAUGACGACGAUAAGCUGAAGAAAACUGCCAAGUUUGAUAGGCAAGUGAAGAAACAGGCAAAGAUUGAAAAAAAAGAAGAAAGGGAAAGAAUAAUGAAGUUAAAAGAGCAAGGCCACGACUAUGUUCUCACGUUAGACGCAGCUACUGGCAAAUUUGUUUUAGAACAAAAAAUACCUGAUCCACCGCCAGUUUGUACUCACGAAAAGUGUAUUUGUCAACCUUACACGGAGGAAGAGCUACAGAAAAUGAUGGGCGAGAAUAUUUGUGAAGAGAACCUUUGCACUUGUCCGACGCAAUACAAAAAAGAUGCUUACGCUGAUAAUGUGAGAAUAAAGGAAAUGGAAUUAGCAGCUAAGGAGGCUUGGAUCAGAUAUAUGGAGAUGAGAAGAGCAAGGUUGGCUAAAAUAUUGGCAGCCCUAGAACCAAUCAGGAGGAAAGAACUGGCCGAAGCACUGAAAGCACAAAUAAUGGCAAGAAGGAAAAAGGCUAUUAUUUGCAAGUGUCCCUUAGAGAUGACCGUCGACGAAAUCUUGAAGUCAUAUAAUUCUGAUUAUCGAGCAAAGUUCCGGGACAAGAUACGGCUGGUGGACUUUAUUUUGGUCCUCAAAGACGACGGCGACCCUCGCGUGGAGCAGAUGUGUGCCAACUUCCUCACAGGAGCCCUGAAAGUUGGACUGGAAAUUGAAUUAGAACGUGGAGUGAUGCCCUGCAACUCCCAGCUAGUGUUUGCCAAGGUCCACGCGCCACCGUACAUCAUCGAGAAGUACGGACGGGCAUUCGGCAUUAGGAAGUACUUCAAACGCCAUCACAUCUACUGCGUUCCGUCACCAGAACGCGAGUAUGUCGAGGUUGCCAGGGACGCUACACCGAAACCGAUAAUGUACUCCACCCACGAUAGAAUGAUGAUAGUCAACCAAAUACUGAUGCACUUACCAUACGGCACCGAUACAUUCGAUUAUGGCUACCAUAGAUUGGUGAGCAAGCAUAUUCUUCGAGACGGCUUCGCUCUACACGACGGGCCGUACUUCUUCGUGAGCAACCAAGUAGCGGACAAGGCUCAGUUGAGACAGAUUUUAUAUUACAACUGGGCUGCCCCUUGGUUUGUCUGCUUUAGGACGUGUCCAAUUUUGAUGAUUCAAGAAUACAUGGGCGAGAGAGCUGCGUCUUUUUUCCUAUUCUACUCAUAUUACAACCAGGCUCUAUUUGUGCUCAGUGCAAUGGCGUUUCUGUGCAGCAUAUUUUUAGGUAUAGCGCCUUUUGUGUAUUCUUCUGUUAAAAAAUCAGUGUUCUACGCAUGCGGGGGUGAGCUAAGCGGUAUGACGCUAUGCCCCUACUGCACUGACUUUGACCUGAAGUGGUGUGACUUAAAAACUGUAGGCAAAAACUACUGUAUCACUAACGUGAUCGACAACAUUCUGGAUAACAGUGUCAUGAUUAUGGAGCUGUAUUCUAUACUAUUGAUUUUGUGGGCUAUAUUUGUUCCCUACGCGUGGAAAUAUAAGGAGAGAAAAAUAACUUGGCUCUGGGAGUGUAAUACAGCUACAUCCAAUUCUCAAUGCAACUACAUAAGGAUGAGAAUCCCUCAAAUUAUAAAGCAAGUGGAAGACAAUGCAUUUUUUGUCGCCAAACAAGUCAUUACUGGGAUUGUGAUAUUUAUUUUCAUGGGCCUUUUUAUCGCUACAUUAUUUAUGAAUAUUUGGAUCUUCCGCUAUGCUAGAGAUGGUCUUAUUUUUGGAUGGAUAAAUAUGAUUUUUAAAGAACCAGAUAUACAAAUAAUACGAUUGAUGUUAAUGCUCUUCAAUGGUAUCAUAUUUGCAGCAAUCAGUUGUGCUGCUGGAAUACUAGUGAAACACAUUGUAUAUCUUCUAACGCAUCUGGAGAAACACACUCUGUUUAUGCACUACGAGCGGCAUAUCGUAGUGAGAUACACGUUCAUCACUCUGAUCACUAGUCUGGGCUACCUUGUCUACCAGGCGUACUUCCAUGGCAUUGGCUACAGAUCUCCGAUAGAAAAAUGUCAAUUCCUCUUCAUAGAGUACUACUACCACAUUUGUGGCCCGUUCAACAUUUGUCUUCACGAGAUACUGGUGGCAUACUUGUGUGUGAUGAUAAUAAAACAAUUCCUUAUCCCUUCAUUGUGGUGGGCUAGCAGAAUCGUGACUUGUAAUAAGACGUGUUGCACGAAGUACCCGGCAUGGGAGAGAGAGUUACUUUUGGCACCACUCACAGAGAAGAUGAUCAUGGAUAGAUAUGACUAUAUAAUUGAUCAGUUUGCGUUUUUGGUCACGUUUGGCAUCGUGUUUCCGCUGGCUACCAUUCCAUGUUUACUGUGCAACUGCUGGGACUACAAUUACACAGCCAGAUUGUUCCUUAUGAGGCACAGGCGGGCCCUGUUGCCCAGAUUCGCCGGCAUUGGGACAGUAAGAGGAGCCCUUCUCACCAUUGGGUUUAUGACUAUUUGGCUCCAUGCCGGCAUGAUCGCGUGGCAGACCAAGAUAGCGGAACGCCACGUGUACCGCGCCUACUCGCACACGUACAAGAACACCAGCUACUUGCAGUAUCUGGGCGUCAACUUUACCGGCUCCUUGUACAAAAAUAAGACGCUUGCAGAUCCGGAAAUUUCGAAAAAUUAUUCAGCAAGCGGUGGAACUGAUGCUGAAUGCUUUGCUCCAAUCCAGUACCGCAUGACGAUGUUCCUGGAGGCAUACCAGACGGACAUCAAGGACUUCCACAAUAAGUUCGGCAAAGGGCACCCGCAGAAAUGGGCUUGUGGCAGCGAGUGUUACGCCGUCAUGAUGACCAAGUGCAAGAUAUUCAUCCUUUACGUGCUAUUCAUGCACUCCGUGGUGUGGCUGAUAGCCUCACUGUUCGGCACAUCGAGCCGAGUGCGCCAGGUGAGGGUGGCGGAAGCGAAGAUACUCAGCGCCAUAGUGCGCGGCGACCGCCGGCGGAGCAGGAAAAGCGUAGUCCAGGACUUCAGCACUUAUUGUCCUAACUGCUGAUGAGAUUGAAAGCGAAAGUGAUGACGCUAGUGCCUGUGACUUUUAAGCUAAAUUGCCAGCAAAAAGUAUUGUGCUUGUGGCUCAAUAGCUUUUGCUUUGAAGUAUUUUCUUUGAGACAGAAUCGGCGUACGAUUUGAAAUUAAUAUAGGUAGAGGUUUUGAUUGUGAAAAUUGAUUGUACUAAAGUGCUAGUUGGACGUUAAUUUAUUAUGUUUGUGUCUUAUCCGUGAAAGUGAUAUUAAAUUGUUGCAGUGUCUUUUAA
Plutella xylostella (diamondback moth) is the source of this 6386-nucleotide messenger RNA. RefSeq lists its product as uncharacterized. Gene Ontology annotation, biological process: chloride transmembrane transport. Lineage: Eukaryota; Metazoa; Arthropoda; Insecta; Lepidoptera; Plutellidae. Gene Ontology annotation, molecular function: chloride channel activity; protein dimerization activity. The record is from RefSeq and is a predicted model, not a curated record.